Molecule: messenger RNA, 2583 nt
Organism: Leopardus geoffroyi (Geoffroy's cat)
Lineage: Eukaryota; Metazoa; Chordata; Mammalia; Carnivora; Felidae
Gene: SECTM1
Product: secreted and transmembrane 1
Exons: 11
Coding region: 1-1713 (570 amino acids)
Biological process (GO): immune response
Molecular function (GO): cytokine activity
Source: RefSeq, a predicted model, not a curated record
AUGCCCAUUGUCACCUCACCGGCCAGAGGCCGCGUCCUGCCCACAGAGAUGCUGGUCUCAGACCACCUCCCCGCCGAGUUCGUCCUGAGGAACACCCGCCUCGGCACCUGGGGUGGGGGCGACCGCGGGUGCACCUCUUCUCUCGGGGGCGCCUGGAAUACUCGAUGCCGCGGAGCUGCCCCAGGGCGAGGACGGUGUGGUCUCGGCCCCACCAUCACAGGGAACCGCUCCGUGUCACCUGGAAUCUCCCCGGCGGGCCUGGAGGACCAGAGCCUGGAGAAGAACGUGUGGGGGGAGGGGCCGAGGAGAAAUCGGGGGUCAGGGACCCACGGGCCCCGGCGAAAUGGACCAGCCAAGGCCAAGCAGUCUGCCGUGCGGUUUAGGGAGAUGGAAGGGCGCCGGGGAGCAGGGCCACAGAACGGGCCCCGGCGGCGGGUGCAUGGCCUGGCUGGGCAGGCAGCCGCCUGCCUCCUUGGGACCAGCCGGCCAUCGGCUCGGGCCGCCCCUCGCUCGCCAGCAGCAGGUCUGGACGAGGGUCUGAGGAGCGGCCCACCCCCGGCCCUCGCCGCCGUCUUCUCUGAGUCGGCGUCAUCCUCGGGUCUCCCGUCCAGACCCGUGGCCGCUGAUGGGGUCCCCAAACACCCGCAGCCCUCGUUCCACGUGCCGCCGUGGGCCGUGGCAGCAUCUGAGGGGCUCGCGGGAGGGCCGCGGGAGGAGGAGUCUCUGGGCACUGUCGCCAAACAGACGUGUGAGGCGGCGGCGGCCUGCGGCCCUGGGUGUGGAUCCUGGAGCCCCAUUGGGGCAGCCUCCUCCCCACCCCCGCCGGCUCCGCCCUCACCCUCAGCGGCCGGGGCCAGGCAGACUCUCCUCUGGGUGCGCACAGGAGCGGCUGCCUACGCAGGGAGCCGGGGUGCAGGGAGUGUCCCAAGAACCAAUGAGGUUCCCUGCCUCCCUGUGCUGCCUGCCAUGCUGUCCUUGACCUUCCUCCUCCUGGUUACCAGGAUGCUCUGGCCCAUCGUCCCAGCCACCGCCCUGAGUGCUCAGGAUGGAAGAGCUGGGGACCUUCCUUGUGGAGAGGAGUGUGCCGACUGCGCACUCCUGGCCCAGGAGCUGGGGACACCGAGGCCGGCCCCAGGGAACACGGAGGCAGCCUUGCACAGGGCCACCACUUCCCAACGCUCAGACUGGGACAACCCCUCCUGCACCGAAGGCGUGGUUUCCGUGUCGAGGGGUGAGCGGGCCGUGAUGUCCUGCAACAUCUCCAACCCCUUCUUGGGCGUCACCGUCUACCUGAUUGCCCUUGGGGAGGAUUCCCAGCCCCUCUUCAGGGUGACGCCCCCAGGCUGCUUCUGCCGGGGUGAGUGGCAGCUGCGGGUCCGCGGAGGUGUGGCACAGCUGGUGAUUCCGAAGGCGAGCGAUGCCCAGGCUGGGCGUUACAAGUGGCAUCUCAAAGGUCUGCAGAGGAAUAUUAAAGUCACCACGCUGGACGUUUUAGCAUCAGGCGCAGAGGCCCAGGACCUGAACCAGACAGGAGUCCUACCCCUCACCUCUUCCUGUGGCCCGCAGAUGCCGUGCCCGGGGUGGGCCGAACGCCAGCUCCAGGUGGUGCUCGUGGUCACCGGUGUCAGUGCCGCCCUCGCCAUCCUGGUGGUCACCGUGUUAGCCUGGCGCCGACGGCACAGUCCCCUGUACUUGAAGCCCCCAGGGAUCUGAGGCCACCGGCACCGAAACUCACCCCCCAGCAACGGAGCCCCGCGUGUCCCACACCCAUCUGGUUGACAGAAGCCCGUGCACCUCACAGAGGUGGCGGACAGGCGCAGGCCCCCCCCCCCCCGUCCCCGUCUGCUGGCCCAGGACACCUGCUCGGCCCUACGGCCCAGGGGCCAGCUCCCUGCCGGGGCGGAGGGUGGCCCCAGGUCGAUCCUCUGGCUCCCCACCCCAGCCGCAGGCUCUUCUCCACCUGGGCCCCCGGCAGCUCUCUUGGCUCCCCGACUCUGUGGUCAAAGAUGGGAAAAUCUCAAGUUCCAGAACAUUCGGCCUCAGAGGACCUCUCCCUCCUCUGCCCCGUCAGGGCCAGUGGGGUGGGGCUGGGGGUGUACUUCCGGCCGCGGGUGCACAAGGGGCUGCUGUAGCCUCAGAGGCACCCUUCUUUGGGUCUUAGGUUGAUCUUGGGCACACCCCUGUCUCUGACCAGGAGCAAGAACGGCUUUGGGGGACCGUCCUGCCCCGGGGUCAAGCUGAGGGCCUAGAGGCCUGAGGUGGGGGAGCCAGCCCCGCCUCCACCGCUAGGGGGCUCGCCAGCGGGGGCAGGCGACAGGUGGCAGCUCGGGCCGCGGCACUUGGCUCCCCCCUUCUCCCCCCCCAGCCACGGGGCCCCUCCCCCACAGCCCCCCUGCUGACCCUUCCCCACCCCAAACCCCUUUACGUCAGAUGACUCUCUAAUCACAACUGCAUGACUCCAUUCAGUGUGUUCUUAAGAGGGACAUACGGGCUUUUUCUAAAGCACGCGUUCAGUGCUUUGGAAAACACCCAUAACGCCAAUCCUUAAGAUGAAUAAAACAAACCAAUCGAGAAACCAUGAAA